Molecule: messenger RNA, 667 nt
Organism: Oryza brachyantha (malo sina)
Lineage: Eukaryota; Viridiplantae; Streptophyta; Magnoliopsida; Poales; Poaceae
Product: protein PYRICULARIA ORYZAE RESISTANCE 21-like
Exons: 3
Coding region: 29-526 (165 amino acids)
Biological process (GO): regulation of defense response to fungus
Source: RefSeq, a predicted model, not a curated record
AGCGCAACACCCAAGAAAGGCAACACAAAUGGCAGACAAGGUGUCCUCGCUGGUCAUCACGGUUGAUCUCUCUUGCUGCCGGUCAUUCAAAAAGAUCCGGAAAACUCUGUGCAAGCUGCAAGAGAGCGAGGAUAUCAGGGCGAUCGUGUACGACGACAAGGCCGGGACGGUGACGGUCUCCGGCGGUUUCGACCCGCUCGUGCUCCCCUGCAAGCUUCACCGCAGGGCCGGCAGUGUGAUCAAGGACAUCCAUCUCAAGGAGGAGAGGAAGAAGCAGGAGGCGCCACCGCCGCCGCCGCCGCCGCCGCCACCCGCGCCGGCGUCGGCAGCGAGGGCGUUCUUCUGCAGCGCAUGCGGCACCCCCACGGCCCUGGGGAGCGUCUGCCUGUGCCACGCGCACUGCCACGGUUGUGGCUGCCGGUGCUGCUCCCCUGCACCACUGUGCUAUGGCGCGCCGAACACAGGAGGGCGCUCCUGUAUCCAGUGCGCCUAUGACGAACCGUCUCCAAUUUGCAGUAUCAUGUGAGGGCCUUGUGCGUUGGUGAUUUCGUGAUCCCAUCCCAUGGUACAUUUCAGAAGACAAGACACUAGUAUGUAGUACUAAUUAGAGGAAUAAGACCAAACAUUCAGAAGCAUCAUUUGCAUGUAAGAAAAAAUAUAAUUGAGA